Hippocampus comes (tiger tail seahorse) is the source of this 2868-nucleotide messenger RNA. It is a transcript of the gene abcg2b, whose product is annotated as ATP-binding cassette, sub-family G (WHITE), member 2b. Gene Ontology annotation, cellular component: plasma membrane. Gene Ontology annotation, molecular function: ATP binding; ATP hydrolysis activity; ABC-type transporter activity. The transcript is spliced from 14 exons. Bases 59 to 2020 code for a protein of 653 amino acids. NCBI's taxonomy places the organism in Eukaryota, Metazoa, Chordata, Actinopteri, Syngnathiformes, Syngnathidae. The record is from RefSeq and is a predicted model, not a curated record. Gene Ontology annotation, biological process: transmembrane transport.
GAGAGUCCAAAGAUUACUGGCCUAUUUUUAUGGCAGCUCGCACGUUUCUGUGCUUCUCAUGAAGACUUCAGUGCUGCCAUUCACUUGUCACAUUUUCAACAUGACCAAGGGACAACAGGACGUGUUUGCCUUAGAGGAUUCCUCCCAAGAACGAGGACCCACGCUGACAUUCAGCAACCUGCACUACUGCAUCCCGGAGAGCAAUUGGUGUCGAAAGAAACAUCCGGAAAAGUACAUCCUCAAAGAUGUUAGCGGCAUCAUGAGACCCGGCAUGAACGCCAUCAUGGGUGCCACGGGAAGCGGUAAAACAUCGCUCUUGGAUGUCAUCGCCGGGAGAAAAGAUCCCGCCGGGCUCCGGCAAGGAAGCGUCUUGGUGGAUGGCAAGGUUGUGACCUCCAAACUCAGGCUCAGUUCCGCGUAUGUGGUCCAGGAUGACAUCCUGAUGGGAACGCUGAGCGUGCGGGAGAAUCUGCGCUUCAGCGCCAACCUGCGUCUCGACCCCCGACGCCACUCGUCCGCCGACAAACGCCAUCGAGUGGACGCCCUCCUGGACGAGCUGGGCCUGAACAACUGCGCGGACACCAAGAUCGGGACAGAGUUCCUGCGCGGCGUGUCGGGUGGCGAGAGGAAGCGCUGCAGCAUCGGUAUGGAACUCAUCACCUCCCCGGCUCUCCUUUUCCUGGACGAGCCCACCACGGGCCUGGACUCCAACACGGCCAACUGCAUCAUCGGUCUACUGCACGAACUGUCGAGGCGAGGCAAGACGGUCAUCUUCUCCAUCCACCAGCCUCGCUUUUCCAUCUUCCGACGCUUCGACCACCUGACGCUGAUGCACAAAGGCGAGGUGGUGUACGCGGGGGCGGCCCACCAGACCCUCCAAUACUUCACCGACCUCGGCUACCAAAUCGAGUCCUUCGACAACCCCGCCGACUUCUUCAUGGACAUCACCAACGGCGAGGCAAAGUCCUCCCUCGAGGAAGUCAAUACAAGUGAGCGUAAGAACAUCCUGGCGGUCAAGUAUUAUCAGUCGCAGCUGUGCCAAGACACGCUGCGCCAUCUGGACUGCAUCAACCGCGCGGUCGCAGACAGGGUCAAAGUUCAGGAAGAGGUGGAUGAUUACGCCACUUCUUUCCUCUACCAGCUGCGCGUGGUGUGCGGUAGGACGGUGCUGAACACGCUGAGGAACCCGGAGACAUCGUACGCCCAGCUGGCUCUCACCAUUUUCUUUGCUGUCCUGGUGGGCCUCAUUUAUUUCCAAAUGCCCUUAACCCUGCCGGAAGCGUUGCAGAACAGGACCGGCGCCUUCUUCUUCCUCAUCAUCAACAUGGUGUUUGGGAAUCUCUCUGCCGUGGAGCUCUUCAUCAACGAGAGGGCCAUCUUCAUCCACGAAAACUCCAGCGGCUACUAUCGCACGUCCGUCUACUUCCUGUCCAAGAUCUUCGCCGACCUCAUCCCCAACCGCAUCAUUCCCAUUUUUGCCUUUUCCGUCAUCGCCUACUACAUGAUGGGACUGAAGUCGGCGCUGACGGCCUUCCUGCGCUUCGCGCUGACCAUGUCCAUGGUCAGCCUGGCGGGGGUCAGCUUAGCCUUCCUGGUGUCGGCCAGCGUGUCGUCCUUCGCCAUGGCCAACAUCUUCAUCGCGCUCCCCUUCGUCUUCAUGAUGGUUCGGUCCGAGCGCGCCCCUCGCUCCUCUGCGGCGUCUUGCAUCGCGUUUGUCCUUUUUGCGCAGGUGUUUGGCGGCUACCUGGUCAACCUCAACGCCAUGCUGAGCUGGCUGUCCUGGCUCAAGUGGAUCAGCAUCUUCAAAUAUGGACUCAAUGCUGCGUUCAUCAACGAGAUGGCGGGACAGUUGUUCUCCACCAACACCACCACCAUCCCGGGCGAGCUGUUCCUCUGGACUCAGGACAUCGACUACUCCGCGUGGGGCUUCUGGCAGAACCAGGUGGCCCUUCUUGGAAUCAUCGUGGUCUGCAUGACCCUAGCCUACGUUCAGUUGCGCAGGAUCAACCGAUGGAAGUGAGCCGUGAUCUUGAAUUUGCGCUCAGGUGAAAAGGGAGGAAUUUUGCGCCCUGUGGCAAGUUAGGGGAAAAAAAACAUUCGCCGAUACCAGUUUCCCGGCAGACAUCAAGACAAUCGUCAGUCACAACAUUUUAACAUGUUUUAUUAUCUUAUUGUGGAUUUUGUGUCCUACAUAUUUGUUUUCAGCCACUUGCUCCAAAAUGCGGAGCCAAUUCCCAAACUUCGCUUCUCACGACCAUCCAAAGGUGUAGAAAAGAUACAACUCUGAACAAAUUUCCGUACAAUAAUGCCAACAUUUUUAUGACUCAUUGCUGACCAUUCAAACAGGAACUCAAAAACAACUUUUCGUGAGAUGCAAGCACAGAUGCUAACAAAUCACUGGCAGGAAGAUAUCGCUAUCAUCGGAAACAUUUUCUCGUUGCAUUUCUGUUCAGAUUUUGACACCUUGAACAUAUGAAUGUAGACAAAAAAAGCAAACACUUCAAAACAUGUUUUCAUGACAUGCUGGACUCCACGCCAAUGUUCUGCGAGCACAAUAAUGCAGCACAUUCAGCUCCAUGUGCACGUCGACUUAUUUGAACAUUAUUAAGAGCAGAGCAAGCAUUUACAUUCAAGCACACGCGGUACCAUGCAAACGUGGCUUGAUCUGUCCGUUCCACAGCAGCAAGAAGGGAGCCGCCGCAGGAAGUAGACGCCAGCGUCAAAGUUAGUCUCGCCGAAAAGGCGCUGAGGACAUGAGCCACUAGCGGCUAGCUGCUAACAAUAGCAUUAAAAACACGUUGGACCUCCUCGCUCUCUCGCCUGUUUGGUUCUCAGUAUUUUUGUCAAUAAAGUUUGACUCAUCAAGAC